UGCAUCUCCCGAGCGACUAGCUCUUGUGCAAACGAGCGCUAUAUUGCCAUGCCAUGGCAAGCCCAAGCGAGCGCUCGGAACGCUUCAGCGGGCCGCGCCUCCUGCAGGCCAUCGCAGAGCUCACGAGCACCGGCAGCCGGGCUGCGGACGCCUUGCUCCGUGACUUUGCGCGCUCCGAGAAGGCGGCGGCGACUUGUUGCCAGCUGCUGGCGAGCGCGGCGAAUGAGUUACCUCCAACGGCGCAGCAGCUGCUGGCGAGCACCUGCCACCGCGCCGCCCAGCGGACCUCCGGCGGCUACGGCGACGGAGCGUCGCGCGGAGCGGCGCCGGAGGAGGUGCUGCAGUUGGCAGCCCGCCUCCCCGAGAAGCCCGGCGACGCGCUGGCGCGGGCUGCCGCGGCGCUGUGGCUCCAUAGGCGGAAUCCUCCGCUGGAGGAGCUGCUAACCGCUGCUGGCGAAGGCUCCGCAUCAAGUGCGCAGGCCUCGCGGCUGGCGCUGGUGGUCUUGGCGGCGCUGCCCGAGGAGGCCAACGCCAAGGAGCUGAAGUUGGAGCAGCGACCCCAGGUGCUGCUGCAGCUGCAGCAGGCGGCCCCCGAGGUGCUUCGACGCCUGGGCGCGGCCGGGGAGAGGAGCAUGAUGGCUGCCACCCAAUGGCUCGCUAUUUGCGACGCCACCGCCAGCAUCGUGGAGGAGGUGGGCGCAGCUUUGCUCCCGCACGCCGCGUCCAUCCUGCGCCGCGAGAAUUCGCCGGAGAUGGCAGGCGCCGCGGAGUUCCUGGAGGCUUUGCUGGAGAAGUCCGGCGCCUGCAGCAGCUGCCCCGGCCGUUUGGUGCAUGACCUCAUGACGCUGCUCGCACAGCUGCAGCCGGUGAGCGAAGAGGGCCGGCGCGUGCUGUGCCGUCUGGUGGCCAGCGCAGUGAUUCAUUGGUGCCGCUUCUUCGUGCACGAGCCUUCGGAGCAGGUCGCCUUAUUGGAGGCGCUGCUGAGCUGUGCCGCUUGGGGCCACCAGGCGGCCACGCAGGCGCUGCCGGCGUGGCUGGCGCUGCACGGCCAGGUCCUAAAGGCGCAGGUUUUGGAGCCCUACGCGCCGGUGCUCCUGCGCUCUGCGCGCAGCCUGCGCCAGGCCGCGGUGUUCCCCGAGGACCUCCACCAAUGGCCGUUGGAGGAGCGGGAGCGCUUCGGCCAGUUCCGGCGGGAGCUCCGGGACUUCCUGCGGGAGCUGGGUGCCGAGCAGGGCCCAGGCCCUAAGGCACGGCAACGCGGCGCACAGCCCGGCGUGCUACUGCCGCUGCUGCUGGAGGAGAUCCAGCGGGACGUGGCGCAGCGUUUGGCGGGGGACUGGCGGCCGCUGGAGGAGGCGCUGCACGCCUUGUCGGCCUUGGCCAGGGAGCUCAUGGCCGUUCCAGCGGCUAGCUCCCGUGCACUGGAGCUGCUCUACUCCCUGGUAGGCGAGCAGAGCCCGCUGCGUGGGUCCUGCCACCGCCAGUUGAUCUCCACCUUUUUGCAGUGCGUGGCGGUCUUAGGGCCCCUGGCGCCCGCAGAGGUCCUGGGGCAGUGCUUCGCCAUCGCGCGCGCCUCCCUCCAGAUCCCGGAGGAGGUGACCGAUGGGCCGGACUCUGCGUAUCCGUUUCGUGCGAAGCAGGAUCACAAUGGCGCUGUCUGCUUGAUGAAGCUGUGUGCGCUACCUGCUUUGGCAGACCGGGCAGUGGCAGAGGCGCUGCGCACCGACUUGCGCCAGCACCUGGCGCAACAUUCGGCGCCGAGAACGCCUCGCACGCUGUUCCCGAGCUCUGUGCUGGUGCUGGCGCAGGCAACGGCCCUCGCGACCAAGCCUUUCGCAGAUUUGGCCAGCCAGGCAAUUGCGGAUUGCUUGGAGCUGGCGCUAGGCGGUGCCGGAGGCUUGCCCUUGCAAGCCGCCGCAGAAUUGGUGGCCGCGACUGAGGCGGGUGCAGCCGCCUCGGCGCUCAGCGGCGCCUGGCCGGCGCUGCUGAGUGCUGCGCUGGAGCCCAAGGCCUUGUCGCUGCUCUUGGCCAAAGCUGCCGAGCGCCUUCCCUGCGAGGCCCUGGGUCAUUUAGCGCGGUUCCUGGCGCAGGCCUUUGAGGCGCGUCCUUCAGCGCGCUGCGCGUUGAUGGCAGCAGCGGCGCCGCUGGCGCGCCGCGCAGGCUCCGAGGCCCGGCGCCGCGAUGUGUCCCGAAAGUUGGAGCGAGGCGGCCGAGGCGAGUCUGAUCGCGGGGCUGGGGGUGACAUGGUGUUGCUGAGGGUGCAAGUCAUGGCGGCGGAACUCCUGGAAGGUAUGGGUGGGUCUCCCUUCCCUGCGGGGGUCAGUGAGGAGGAGCGGCAGCUGGUAGAGGCAGCGGAUGGAUACGGCAAUCAUUCCAGGCGGGGCGCCAUGCGCCCGCGGUGCUCCUGCGCAGCGGUGCGCCGCUUCGGAUUCGUCUCGGUGUUAUUUCGAGCGUCGCGCGGACCGGUGGGCCGAACGAGGGCCGAGUCUGACGGCGGUGUGGCAGGCCGCGGUGGCGCUGGCGGCUCGGCUCGACUGGCAUGGACCGCUGCAUCGGGGGCCGAGUCGCCCAAAAGGCUCGUGCGCGAGCUCGAGACGGAUGAGGACGAGAAUGUCAUGGCCGCUUUCCGCAAGUUCUGCGACUGGCAGUGCCAGCUGGCCUUAGAUGAGAUUUCUGAUCUUGAAGAGGGCGUGCAACGGCUGCUGGAGGUAGCAGUGCCUCAGGAACAGCCGCCGGUGAAGGCGCUGACGCUGCUCUCUGAGGUCUGGGCCGAGAGUCCGGGCUGCCCUCCGGAGACCAAAGGGCUUCGCGAGCAAGUGCGGGUCCGCCUCGGUGAGGUCUUGCAGGUGCGAUUGGGGGACUGGUGCCUCGGCGCCUUGCAGCUCCGCGCCGUGAUGAAGGCCAGAUGCCUGCCAGCGCCCUCGGCGUAUUGCUCCCAGCCGCACGGGCGUUGUUCCAACAUGCCGCGGCCGGCCGGGGCCCCAGUGCGGCAAGAGACACGUGCCUGGGCAACUCAGGCAGUGGCCGGGGAGAACUUCCCCCAUGCUGCAGUCAAGGACCGCAAGUCUGGGGCCAAUGCCAACACGCGCACAGGAACAGACGAGGUGAAGACCAUGUAUGAGGACCCUCCAACUGUGCUGGCAGUGAUCUGGUGCUUGGGCAUCUUCUGCGCGAUCUGCACCUGCACGAUCUCGGCCUUCCACAUGCGGAGCCACUUCAAAGCGGCCAGGGAGCAGGGGCUCGGGCACCACGAGCUGCUGAUGUCCUUGGGCCCCCGCGCGGACCGAGUCAUCCAGCUGCUGCUGGUGCCGGCCUUCUUCUCCGUCACCGGGGCCGCGCAGAUGCUGGUGCCGGGGGCCGACGGGAUCCUGUCUUUCCUGCGAAUCGCCCAGUUGUCCUUUGCUAUGGUGAAGAUCGUCGAGCUUCUUUUCCUCCUGAGCGGCAGCCAGCAGCACAUCUUGGACAACCUGCCCAAGGAGCCGGUGAACUUGUUCGCCAAGUUCCCCAUGUGCCUCUUCUGCGGGUUUCGCUGCUGCGCCCAUCGGGUGCGCCUGGGGCACCUGCGCUUCUUCGUCGCCGGCCUGCAGCAGUUUGUGUGCAUCAUGCCUAUGGUGGGUGCCAUUGACGUGUACCUCCAGACAAGGGGUGAGGUGGAAGACGCUGACACCUUGAAAGUCCUGGGAACCAUCGUGGCGUUGAGCACCUUCUUUGGCCUGUGGAGCUUCAAAUGUUUGCUGCCCCUCAUCGCAGACACCAUCUUCGUGGAGGAUUUGGACCCUGGGCGAGUGGCAGCUAUGGAGAGGUUCAUCCUGCUGCAGAUGAUGGCGGUGAAGCUGCUUGGGAUGAUCGUGCCCAAGUUGGUCACGGAGAACUUGCAGGGCCCUAGCUGGGAGAUGCCCAACCAAUUCUACGUGUCCAUCCUGAACGGCUUCAUGAUGUGCUUAGUGCAGCUGCCAUUGGCAAUCUUGGGCUCUUGCGCCUACACCGCGGACGAGGGGCUCUACCCCGAGCUGGACUAUGAGGCGGACCUUCCGCCGGACGCCAUCGCCCUCAUGGACAUGAGUGGCAUCGAUCCGAGCCAAUGGAAGCGCUUACGGCGGAUGAGCAGUUGA
Molecule: messenger RNA, 4112 nt
Organism: Effrenium voratum
Lineage: Eukaryota; Dinophyceae; Suessiales; Symbiodiniaceae
Source: the annotation of a GenBank genome assembly